AUCCCCGCCCCCUAGAGAAACCGCCAUCAUGAAAUUAAAAACAAGAAACUGACAGAUGAGACGCAGAUCCCUGGUUCAUAACAAGGAUAAAUUGAUCGGCGGACAGACAGAGGUUUUGCAGAUAUGAGUGACGUGGCGGAGGAAGCAAUGGACAGCUCUGCGGUGUCAGAGGAAGAAGUGGAGGACCAGCAGGAGACGUCACAGGAAGACCAGUCGAGUCCGAACAAAAGCCGCUCCAAAAUAUCUGCUGCAGGUGAAAUCAUUGAGGGCAAACGGGCAAAGAAGACAGUUGAGAGGCUCGAUUUCCAGGCACCGAAGCAAAAGGAGAAGCUCAAGAUUGGGGAUGGUAGCGGAGAGAGAUUAGGAGAUAUUCCACGCACCGGCUACCAGAUCACAAAGAUGAAGCCGGCUGACCUGAAACCUCUGCACGCCAUCCUGUACGACAGACCAGGCAAGAUGGCCACUUUAAAGAAGAACUUGCGUCUGUUUAACGGCUUUCCUUUUGACGCGGACAGCGAGCAGUACACCAAAAAACGAGAAAAACUUCUCAAGAACUCAAAUUUUACAAACACCAAACUGAAGGUCGUCUGUGGAGUUUUGGAUCUGGAGAAGAAAGGAACCCACUCAGAUCUGGUGGACAGGAUCUUGACCUUCCUCAUCGCACCGAAAAACAGCGGGAAGCGUCUGCCCGUGAAGAAAAAGAGGAAGUCAAAGAAGAAGCUAUCAGGCGACGACUCGAAGGCCACGACCAAGAAGAAGAGCAAACCCAAACCCCGGAGCUCAUCGUCCAGCCCCAAGAAGUCCAAAGCGGGGAGCAAGUCCAAAGCCAUCGUCAUGGACUCCAGCAGCGACGAGGACGACGACGAGGAAGAUGAGAAGGCGGGGGCUUCAGCUGAGGCAGAGGGAUCAGACGCAGAGGACAAACCUUCAGAGAAAGAGGAGGACCAGUCUGACAAGUCAGAGGAGUCUGCAGAUGAAGAAGAGGAUGAUGAAGACGAUGAGUCUCCCAAAUCAAAGUCAGGCAGAGGAAAGUCCGCUCCCAAGAAAUCAGCGCCGGUGAAACGACAGAGGACACCAGCGAAGAAGACGGGUCCUCCUAAAAAAAGAGCGAAGAAAGAAGUUUCCGACGAGUCCGACUCUGACGACAGUGAAGCUGCUGAGAAGCCCAAAAAGAAGAAAUCAGCUCCAUCCAAACCUGCGGCCAAAACCAAGAAAGCCGACAGCAGCAGCAACAGCAAGAACAACACGAACACAGCGGAGGACAGUUCAGACGACGACGAGCCGCUCAUCAAGAUGAUCAAGAAGGCGCCGACCGACCAGCAGCUGAAGGAGACGGUGCAGAGUCUGCUGAAGGAGGCCAACCUGGAGAAGAUGACCAUGAAACAGAUCUGCCAGAGGGUGUUUGACACCUACCCAGACCACGACCUGACGAGCAGGAAGGACUACAUCAAACAGACCGUCAAGUCUCUCAUCACAUGAAGCUCUGAAGAGGAGUGACGGUGUGAAUGAUGCAGAAUGUCACGGGGAAGCUUCAGCGGACGCGACUGAAAAGCUCCUUUUUAAUUAGUUUCAUAUCAGUUUGUUUUCAUACAAACACUUUUAUACAUGAUGUUUUUUUAAUUAAUGUGAGGUUUGUGUAUAGAUUUUCAGAUUAACUCAACAGUGUUCAUCACAAGCAACUUUGUUUAAUGCUCUCUGGCAAAGUUACGAUUCACGAGAGAAACGACGUUUCAGGCUGAACUGCUGGAAGUCUUUAAGCGUUAAAGCAGCAGAAUAAAAGUCCGAAUCGUGUGUUUCUAAUCAGGCGAAGCUGUUUUUGAUUAACACACUUUAACUCAUUUUGUCUCAACUUUAUUUUUCUGGAUUUCUGUUUUGUGUGUCCUUGUUUUGCUCUGUCAGACGUUGUUGUGCAGAGUAAUUUACUGAUUAAAAUUGUACAUUUUUGAACAAAA
Molecule: messenger RNA, 1952 nt
Organism: Chelmon rostratus (copperband butterflyfish)
Lineage: Eukaryota; Metazoa; Chordata; Actinopteri; Chaetodontiformes; Chaetodontidae
Gene: dek
Product: DEK proto-oncogene
Exons: 12
Coding region: 124-1479 (451 amino acids)
Biological process (GO): chromatin organization; regulation of double-strand break repair
Cellular component (GO): nucleus
Molecular function (GO): histone binding; DNA binding
Source: RefSeq, a predicted model, not a curated record